Molecule: messenger RNA, 1672 nt
Organism: Condylostylus longicornis
Lineage: Eukaryota; Metazoa; Arthropoda; Insecta; Diptera; Dolichopodidae
Gene: RhoGAP68F
Product: rho GTPase-activating protein 68F
Exons: 6
Coding region: 1-1395 (464 amino acids)
Biological process (GO): negative regulation of endocytic recycling; small GTPase-mediated signal transduction
Cellular component (GO): cytoplasm
Molecular function (GO): GTPase activator activity
Source: RefSeq, a predicted model, not a curated record
AUGUACCUAUGUAAAGGUACUGCUACUAAUUCAACUGUCGAUAAUUUGGACGAACAACUCCCCAGUCUUUCAGAUUUGCAUGAUUUUGAGCCGAAAUUAGAGUUUGACGAUACUGAAUUAACUCAAAAUGUACAAUGUGAUAUUUCAGGCCACACGUCUACUACAGUUAUGAAACUUGAUUUGGAUGAAGAUAUAGAAAAUGAUUUUGGUAUAUCAAACUCGUUGGAAGAUAACGAUUUUGAAGAUCAUUUAAGAACAGAGGGUGGAACUUUUGCCACGAUAAAAACACAGUGUGAUCUUUUGGGAACUGACCGCCAAGGACGUCAUAUUUUUGCUAUAUAUGCAUAUCGCUUUCCAGAGAAGUCUCAAAUGGAAAAAUUUCUAGCAGACAUAAUAAGAGUGAUGGAUCCUUAUGUUGAUAACGAUUACAUUUUAGUGUACUUUCAUCAAGGAAUGAAAGAAGAUAGUAAGCCCUCAGUUCAACUGUUAUGGAAUUCAUAUAAGGAACUAGAUAAAAAAUUUCGAAAAAAUUUAAAAAAUUUGUAUGUUGUGCAUCCAACUUGGUUUAUAAGAAUAGUUUGGAAUUUCUUUCGGCCAUUCAUAAGUGAAAAAUUUCGGAAGAAAUUGAUUUACAUAUCCAGUUUGGACGAGUUGCGUCAAGAAUUAGGGUUAACAAAUGUCAAAUUGCCAGAAAAUAUAUGUGAUAUUGAUGAGCGAAUCAACUCUGGACGAAAAAUAAUUCCAUCAACUUCUUCAACAGAAGUUCUUUACAAAACAAGUCAAUUUGGUGUUGAUUUGAAAUUUAUUAUUGAGAACAGUGCUUGUUUAAAUUAUAUUCCACCAAUAGUAAGAAAGUGUGUGGACUCACUUUCCAUUACAGGUGUCAUCGACACUGAGGGUAUAUUUCGCCGAUCUGGAAACUAUGCAACAAUCAAUCAAUUGAAGCAGAAAGUUAACCGUGGUGAGGAUGUUGAUUUAAAAGAAUUUGAGGUACAUAUUAUAGCUGGUUUAUUGAAAUCAUUUUUGCGUGAUUUAAGGGAGCCGUUAUUGACAUAUGAACUCUACGAAGAAAUCACGAACUUUUUGGAGUUGACAAAAGAAGAAAGAUCACGUUGUGUUAAACAAAUGCUGCGUGAAAAACUACCCGUUGCCAAUUAUGAGUUAUUCAAAUAUUUAAUUGAGUUUUUAGUAAAGGUAAUGGAAUGUAAAGAUUUAAAUAAAAUGACCUCAUCAAAUUUAGCAAUAGUAUUUGGUCCGAAUUUAGUUUGGGCACGUCAUAACCAAAUGUCUUUAGAAGAGAUAACUCCAAUAAAUGCCUUCCUCGAUUUUGUAUUGCAAAAUGCUAAAGAUAUUUAUUUGGUCGACAUUAAUAGAGAACAAAUUCCGAUUGAUUAAAAACGGUACUUUUAAUUCAUUUUCAUAAUAUUUAGUACUAAUCCAAUUAAAAUUUUUCUUUAAAAAAUGUUAUUAUAUAUUAUAUAAAUUUGAAUUUUAAAUUUUAUUUUAUAUUUAAAUUUCUUUAAAGAAUGUAUCACAAUUUAUUUUAUAAUUCCUAACUGAUUUAAGAUUUUAUCAGCAACAAAAUGUUAACAAUAACCUUUGUUUUGGAUUAAUAAACAAAACAAAAGAAAAAAAUUAUUUUAAUAAACCAAUUUGUAUUUUUUAUAGCAGA